Messenger RNA from Indicator indicator, 2137 nucleotides. RefSeq names its product ring finger protein 220 (gene RNF220). The transcript has 15 exons. NCBI's taxonomy places the organism in Eukaryota, Metazoa, Chordata, Aves, Piciformes, Indicatoridae. Gene Ontology annotation, biological process: protein ubiquitination. The record is from RefSeq and is a predicted model, not a curated record. Bases 1 to 1845 code for a protein of 614 amino acids. Gene Ontology annotation, molecular function: metal ion binding; ubiquitin protein ligase activity.
AUGGACUUACACCGGGCAGCAUUCAAGAUGGAGAAUUCACCCUACCUCCCCAACCCGCUGGCCUCCCCAGCACUGAUGGUUCUCGCCUCCACUGCUGAAGCCAGCCGUGAUGCUUCCAUUCCCUGCCAGCAGCCAAGGCCUUUUGGGGUCCCUGUAUCAGCAGACAAGGACGUGCAUAUCCCCUUUACCAAUGGCUCAUAUACUUUUGCCUCCAUGUAUCACCGUCAAGGUGGGGUGCCGGGAGCGUUUGCAAACCGUGACUUUCCUCCGUCCUUGCUUCACCUCCACCCCCAGUUUGCACCCCCCAACCUGGACUGCACCCCAAUCAGUAUGUUGAACCACAGUGGCGUUGGGGCUUUCCGCCCCUUUGCAUCUACUGAAGACCGGGAGAGCUACCAGUCAGCCUUUACGCCGGCCAAGCGCCUGAAAAACUGCCAUGACACUGACUCGCCCCAUCUGCGCUUCUCGGAUGCUGAUGGGAAGGAGUAUGAGUUUGGCACGCAGCUCCCCUCCAGCUCCCCCGGCUCCCUCAAAGUUGAUGAUACAGGAAAGAAGAUCUUUGCUGUUUCUGGCCUCAUUUCUGACCGGGAGACCUCAUCCAGUCCUGAAGACCGAAGUGACAGAUAUAGAAGCGACAACCAAAGAGGGCCCCAGGCGUCUGCAACUGCCACUCAUCGUAUGAUUUUAACUCUCCCCCUCUGCAAAAAGAAAGCAACUUUAUUUGACAGCCAGGCUCCAAUCUGUCCCAUCUGCCAAGUCCUCCUUCGCCCUGGGGAGUUGCAAGAGCACAUGGAACAGGAGCUGGAGAAGCUCACCCAGCUGAACAUCAGCAAGAGCUCCAUCCUGAAGGAUGCCAUGGCAGCAGGCACCCCCAAGUCAAUUUUGUUGUCGGCCUCAAUCAAGCGGGAAGGAGAUUCUCCGACGGCAUCGCCCCAUUCCUCCGAUGACAUCCAUCACUCCGACAGAUACCAGACCUUCUUGCGGGUGCGAGCGAACCGGCAGACCCGGCUGAACGCUCGGAUUGGAAAAAUGAAACGGAGGAAGCAAGACGAAGGGCAGGUAUGUCCCCUCUGCAGCCGACCUCUGUCAGGAUCCGAGGAGGAGAUGAGUAGGCAUGUGGAACAAUGCCUUGCAAAGAGAGAAGGUUCAUGCAUGACUGAGGAUGAUUCCGUGGACAUCGAGAAUGAGAAUGGCAACCGCUUUGAAGAGUAUGAGUGGUGCGGGCAGAAGAGGAUACGAGCUACUACCCUCCUGGAGGGAGGAUUUCGAGGCUCUGGGUUCAUCAUGUGCAGUGGCAAGGAGAAUCCAGACAGCGACGCUGACCUGGAUGUGGAUGGUGAUGACACACUUGAAUACGGGAAACCACAGUACACAGAGGCAGACGUUAUCCCUUGCACUGGGGAAGAGCCAGGUGAAGCCAAAGAGAGGGAGGCGCUUCGAGGUGCUGUGUUAAAUGGUGGCACACCCAGUACUCGAAUAACACCGGAGUUUUCUAAAUGGGCCAGUGACGAAAUGCCCUCAACGAGUAAUGGUGAAAGCAGUAAACAGGAGACUAUGCAGAAGACCUGUAAGAACAGUGACAUUGAAAAAAUUACAGAAGACUCUGCAGUGACAACAUUUGAAGCGUUAAAGGCUCGUGUCCGUGAGUUAGAGAGGCAGCUUUCCCGUGGGGACCGCUAUAAAUGUCUCAUUUGCAUGGACUCCUACACAAUGCCCCUGACUUCCAUUCAGUGCUGGCAUGUGCACUGUGAAGAAUGCUGGCUGCGGACUCUGGGUGCCAAGAAGCUCUGUCCCCAGUGUAACACCAUCACAUCUCCCGGAGACCUUCGGCGCAUCUACUUAUGAAGGACCCAGCAGGAGGGCAGGAUGCAGCUACUUGGCUCAGCUCAUCACACCCAGGGGGAGAAGAACGACAGCAACAGCAACAAAAAAAAAAAGACGUUUUAAAAUGUAAAGAGAAAACAAACCAGAGACUCCAGACAUGGACUUGAGGAUACAGGAGCAGCGGGGAGCCUCGACUCCCAGGUCCCGCAUGUUGAGACCUCCUUCAGCAUCUGCAGCGGGCAAAACCAAACCCUUUGUUGUGACACCCCCUUUUUUAAAACCAGUAUUCCCCACCCACCCAUUCCCUGGAGCU